ACAAAAUGACGUUCCAUCGACAACCUGUUGCCCAGAGUACAGAUGGCAUAAGAGGAAAAGUUAGUUAUACAAAAGGUCUACAUUUAUGGGAAAUACACUGGUCUACUCGGCAACGGGGUACACACGCUAUUGUAGGGGUUGCCACUAAGAUAAGCACCUUUACAUUCUCGGGGAUACCAGUUAAGUGUUAUGUACAUGUCCACACACCUAGUUAUUUGAACAAAGUUUUCCCUCCUGCAGUAUGCACAACACAUUUAAAGAAAGUGUGCAAUAGUGAGUUAAUCCUUAUUGUUCCCUUCCAGGGUUUGGUAGGCAGUAAUGACCAGUCAUGGGGCUGGGACCUAGGCCGAAAUAAGUUGUGUCACAAUACCAGGCAAGGCAACCCGGACAUUACUUAUCCUUCAUUAUUAAACAACAAUGAGACCUUCGUUGUCCCAGAUAAAUUUUAUGUUGCCUUAGAUAUGGACGAAGGAACGUUGGCAUUUGUUGUAGAGGGUCAGUAUUUGGGAGUAGCAUUUCGUAACCUGAAAGGCAAGAAGCUUUUUCCCAUAGUUUCAGCUGUAUGGGGCAAUUGUGAAAUUUCUAUCAGAUACAUAGGUGGACUAGAUCCGGCACCGCUACCUUUGAUGGAUUCAUGUCGCUGGAUAAUACGACACGCUGUUGGUAAACAAAGGUUGACUCGUUUACGGGAGCUAAAUUUACCUCAGUCUGUUAUUCAGUACCUGCUGUACGGGGAGGCCAGCUCUCGUAGCACCAACGUGACAUCCGAACUACGUCAUUGUCACCAGAAAUACACAACUUUCACACCCCACUGGAAGGCAUGAGAAUUGAACUCAUGGCCUAUAUAUUGUAAAUAUUUUCUUACUUAUAUGUACAAAAAAUAAAUUUAAUAAUAUUUAGAUUUUGUAACUAUAUUCCUCGUAAUUAAUAGCGCUGAGUGAAAUUUGACUUUUUCUUAUAUAA
This is a messenger RNA of Macrobrachium nipponense, 963 nucleotides long. RefSeq names its product protein gustavus-like. The transcript is spliced from 3 exons. Gene Ontology annotation, biological process: proteasome-mediated ubiquitin-dependent protein catabolic process. Bases 6 to 824 code for a protein of 272 amino acids. Gene Ontology annotation, cellular component: SCF ubiquitin ligase complex. Lineage: Eukaryota; Metazoa; Arthropoda; Malacostraca; Decapoda; Palaemonidae. The record is from RefSeq and is a predicted model, not a curated record. Gene Ontology annotation, molecular function: protein binding.